AUGGACUGGUACGACCCCGGGAUCGCCGCACGGGCCUCGGAUCCGGAGUUCACGAUGGCCGAUGCGGAUUUGGCACUGGUUGCCGUGGUUGGACGACAACCCCCGUUCCCGCCGGACUUUGCCGUCUUGACGCCACCGGUACAACCCACACGAGAGUGGUUCGUUCCUCUCGAUACGCACUCGCUCCCCUCCACUACUAGUACUACUGCUGCUAGUAGUAGCAGUACUAAGACUGCUGCUACCACCGUGGGGUUGGACAACGCCAUUGCACGACAGCAAGCUCUACCGAUAGUAUUGUCGGAAACGAAUCCUGUCGGAACCAAUAGCACUCUCGAGUCCACGGACGACCCCAACGUCCUUCCCGAUCGCGUUCCCACACACACUGCGUGCGACGGCUACGACGGCGUCUACCACAUUGCCAUGGGCGACAUUGGUGGUGCCGGAGGUACCAUUUUCUUUCAAUUCGUUCUCGGACAGGCUCUGUACGCGCAUCGGCACAAUCUGCAACCCUGGGUCUUUCUCAAUAACGUCAGUCACAUUGUUUACGACCCGCUCGUGCACGGUGACCCGACGGCACCGGGAGUCUCCCUUACGGCCCAGGUGGGACGCAACGCCACGUACCAGUACCGACCCAUUCGGCACCGACGAGAUACCUACCCCGGUCCCCCCGACGCCGACGUCCCGGUACAAUCCCAAACACUGUCGUUCGAAGGAACGGGUGUGUGGGAACACUACUUUGAACCCCUCUCGGAAUUCGUACCGGGCGAUCGUUCCUGCGUAGACAAACUCUACGUCACCAUGGAUCUUUACUUGAUCACUCCCGGCCUACACGGAUUCACGUCCUGGGCACCGCGUUGUUGGCGCUAUCAGUAUCUCCCGGAUUACAUUACCAAGCCGCACAUUCCGAUUACCGAAUGGUUGGAGCCGCAGCGGGCCAUGGGCCACGAUGCGGUACAACGAUUCCUGAAACCACGGUCGUACCUACUGCACGCUGCUCACCAAGCCAAUCCGGACUGCUCCGUACGGAAUGCCUGUUUGGGCCUGCACAUUCGCCAUUCCGACAAGGCCGCGGGACGGCGCGUCGUGGCGACGGCGGAAUUCCUGCCCUACGCCCAAGCCUUUGUCCACGCCGGUGGACAACACGUCUACGUGGCCACCGACAGUACCCACGUGCUGCAGGAAAUCGAACAAUCCUGGCCCGCCAGUGUCCGGACUCGGAUACGAAAUAUGGGCAACACCGUCGUGCGUUCCAGCGACGAAAAGGCCGUUUUUGAUAUCGCCUCACAUCAUCGGACCAAUCAAGAAAUUAUCGUUGAAAUAUACGCGCUGAGCCAGUGCCAAUUUCUGGUGCACGGUUUCAGUGCCGUAUCCGAAUCGGCGAUCUGGAUCAACCUGAAUUUGCACGUACAGUCCGUCAACUUGGAAGAUACGGAGCGAAUUCAACCGCCAACCUUUGGAACGAUGGUACAAAUGGUUCUCCGUGGCGAAGAGCAGAGUCAUUUGCCUAGGCCAAUGCGUACGGAGGAGUGGUGGAAUACAGAAGGAGAAUCAACCGAACCCCAUCGUGUCGUACACACAGCAUGUGACGGGUACGAUGGGAUCCUCCAUAUUUCCGCCGUCGGGAAUGAUCAGAGUGCUGGUGGGGCAUUCUUCACCUCGGUCUUGAACCAGCUGAUCUAUGCAGAGCAACACAAUCUCAAACCAUGGGUUCACUUGGACCCGAAUGCGUCCACGUUAGUCUAUGACGAAUCUGUACAUAACAAAACACCACCGUUCGCCCCCUUCGAAAUGAUGCGUGGAAUAGAGAUAGCAGUGAUCGAAGGACCGGAGAUGGUACCCACUAGAGCUGGGGACGGAGGCAAUCCUCCGGAGCUGUACCAAAUGAAACAGUACUAUCCGGGUGCUCCGGACCUACCCGAAAAUCAGACGCUCAAGCUGCUACGCAUGAGCUUUCCGGGUAUGGGUGUUUGGGAAAGCUAUUUCUUGCCCGUCUCAGACUUCGUGCCAGGCGACGUGUCUUGCAGGGUGAAACCCAUCCUCACAAUGAACGAAAGGAUGGUUGAUCCUGGGUUGAUAUCCUUCAGUCCACAGUCCGUUCGGGCGUGGCAGUACAACAGUGUCAGCGAUGGGCUUUGGAAUCCUGACGGAAAGUCGAUGAAAGACUGGUACAAGUCUAUGCGAGAAAAGGGUGCCGAGUUGGUGAAACGAUACUAUCGAUUCCAGCCGCAUAUUGUUCGAAAGGCCACAGAAGUGAAUCCUGUGGAAUCCGGCAAGCCGUGUCUCGCAGUCCAUCUAAGAAAAGCUGACAAGCAUGGCCAUCAUCGCGCGCCAGUGUCGACUAAGAGGUUUCUAGAAUACAUCAGAGCCUUUCUAGAUGUCGGGGGUAGGCAUGUGUACAUUGCAUCCGACUCGCACAGGGCGAUGCAAUAUGUCAAGAAGAAACUUUUGCUAGAUGACAACACUGUCAUCCACUCGCAAGGGGAGUAUGUGGUACGCUCGUACAAGGCAUGGCCGGCUCAUUUCAUGGAAAGUCAUCAUCGUGUAAAUAGCGAGGCUCUGGUAGACGCACUUGCGAUGUCCAAGUGCGACUUGCUACUUCAUGGACAUAGCACUCUAUCGGAGGCGGCGAUCUAUCUCAACCCUUUACUUCACGACAGGAGUGUCAACUUAGAAGACCCAGAUCGUGUAACCCCAGAGGAGUUUGGGAGCAUGUUCAAGCAUAUACUGGUAGAAACCAGCGUACAAAGUGACGUCGAAGAGCAGCGGUAUGCUGCCACGGAAGGAGAUGACGUAGAAGGUCAAGGUUCCGUCAUUAGCAUUGACCUACAAGGAUCGUUGAUUGUCUCUACGCUUUCAAAACGCCGGUGUCGGACGAAUGCAGUCAUCUAUCUCGCCCAAAAGACUCAUUCAAGCUACGGACGCGACAGCUACGGUAAUUUGCUGAUGUCUUUGGAUCUCCUACACGACAAUUAUUUGUCUAUCAACGACCACCUUGACAAUACCGAUAUCUAUAUAUUUCAUACCGGAGACUUCAACAGUACCGACUUGCAAGCCUUGGAGAAACGAUAUGGUUCGUCGUAUCAAGGUGCACUUCAUCUAGUAGAUUUAUCUAACUCAACUUUCUGGGCGCGACCAUCCCAUAACCUCAAUGAUGACCCCACAACGUGGUACGCCUACCCUCUGUUCUCGGAGGGCUAUCGUCGGAUGAUGCACUGGUAUGCAAUUGAUGUAUGGGAGUUUUUCGCCAAGUGGAACAAGAAAACUGGUUGUCGUUAUCGAUACUUGUUUCGUUUAGACGAAGAUUCUUUCAUUCACUCGGCUAUUCGAUACGAUAUUUUUGACUUUGUGCGCUCGAACAACUACGUUUACGGGUAUCGCAUGUGCGCAUACGAAAUGGCAGUAACGCGAAGGAUGUGGACCAUGUGGAGAAACCGUCACACAAAGUUUGUCCCACAAAGACAAAUCAAGCCUGAAUUGUGUGGCUUUUACAAUAAUAUGUUUGUGGCCGAUCUCGAAUUCUUUCUAUCCCAGGAUGUACAAGCUUUCCUUCAAUUCAUUGAUCGUCAAGGUCACAUAUACCGACGACGAUUGGGUGAUUUAAUGAUCCACUCGAUGGCUGUAUACGGGUUUGCUGAGAAGAAUCAAAUACACCGGUUUCUGGAUUUUACGUACGAACACGUGACAGUCAAUCAAACGUCGGGUUGCUUAGCGUGGGGUGGUAUACAGGCGGGCUAUGACGACCCUCUUGCUAUUGACACGCUCAAUACAUACUAUCAGAGCCGUUUGGUUGACAAUGGAUGUGCGGGCAAUGCCACCUUUUUAUAUGCAGAGGACUUGUCUCCUACGUAUGCACAUUUUUCAGGAACAACGCGCAGAAAACUGCCUUUGUAUACCAUCACCGCUGGACGGAUUGAGACGCCAGCAAUGGGUAUUCUUUCUGGCUAACUGUAAGCAUUGUUUUCUGUUAUGCAAACAAAGUAACAUUAGCACAGAAUGGACACUACUUUCUACCUGACCUGCAAAAGUUGCCAUGCUGAAGGAAACCCGUGCUAUCAGGUAUCACAUUGCAACAAAUACUACGAGAUGGUCAGGUCAUUAGGAAACGCUGGUUUCAGGAAUAUCCUUCAUAGUCUACAUCUCUAUGAGAUUGAACCGUC
Molecule: messenger RNA, 4157 nt
Organism: Phaeodactylum tricornutum CCAP 1055/1
Lineage: Eukaryota; Bacillariophyta; Bacillariophyceae; Surirellales; Neidiaceae
Exons: 2
Coding region: 1-3945 (1314 amino acids)
Biological process (GO): cell wall mannoprotein biosynthetic process; protein N-linked glycosylation
Cellular component (GO): membrane; Golgi apparatus
Molecular function (GO): alpha-1,2-mannosyltransferase activity
Source: RefSeq, a predicted model, not a curated record